CGUGAAUGGAAAUUGGCAAAGAGAGACAGGAAAGGUCCAAUUUGCUUCUCUGCUAUUUUAGAGGAGGCUGAAAUUACGAGCCAAAGUGGAGUGAUGCGCUCGCUGGAGUGACCUCCGCUCUCCAAGGCAGAAGAAAGAAAACCUAGGUCCUCUGCUCUUGAAGUGGUUCGAGCUCUUGGGCGUGAGGCAUUAUUAUAUAAAUUCAAGCUUGCUUCUGAUCCUUAGUACCCUGAGUUGCCUGAAGGGGGGAAUGGCACUGCCUGCGUGUGCAGCCCGGGCGCUCGGGCCGCCACUGCAACCGGAGCACCGAGCGCCCGCCCGCACCACCUGUCCCCGCCGGCAUUCCAGAGUAGAGGCCGAAUUGGCAGCGAGCCAGCCCGGGUCAGUCGCAGCCUCAGUCCGCGCGGGCCCUCCUAGGGGUGUGUCUCACGGAUUCAACUCUCGGCCGCUGCGGGACGAGCCCAUCAAGGCAUCUUUCUCCCUGGCGGGAGCCUUGAGCGCCCCGCUCUUCGCGCUGCUGCCCCGAGGCUGCCGCAGGCGGAUGAACGACCUCAGGCGACGCUGGGACCUGGGCUCCCUCUGCCGGGCCCUGCUCACUCGGGGCCUGGCCGCCCUGGGCCACUCGCUGAAGCACGUGCUCAGUGCAAUCUUCUCCAAGAUUUUCGGCCCCCUGGCCAGCGUCGGGAACAUGGAUGAGAAAUCCAACAAGCUGCUGCUGGCUUUGGUGAUGUUCUUCCUAUUUGCCGUGAUCGUGCUCCAAUACGUGUGCCCCGGGACAGAAUGCCAGCUCCUCCGCCUGCAGGCGUUCAGCUCACCGGUGCCGGACCCGUACCGCUCGGAGGACGAGAGCUCCGCAAGGUUCGUGCCCCGCUACAAUUUCAGCCGUGGCGACCUCUUGCGCAAGGUAGACUUCGACAUCAAGGGCGAUGACCUGAUCGUGUUCCUGCACAUCCAGAAGACCGGUGGCACCACUUUCGGUCGCCACCUGGUGCGCAACAUCCAGCUGGAGCAGCCUUGCGAGUGCCGCGUGGGUCAGAAGAAAUGCACUUGCCACCGGCCGGGUAAGCGGGAGACCUGGCUCUUCUCCAGGUUCUCCACGGGCUGGAGCUGCGGGCUGCACGCCGACUGGACCGAGCUCACCAGCUGCGUGCCCGCGAUGGUGGACGGCAAGCGCGACGCCAGACUGAGACCUUCCAGGUGGAGGAUUUUUCAGAUUCUAGAUGCAGCAAGUAAGGAUAGACGGGGUUCUCCAAACACUAACCCAGGUGCCAACUCUCCAUCCACAAAGGCCCGGAACACAUCUAAAAGUGGGAAGAACUUCCACUACAUCACCAUCCUCCGAGACCCCGUGUCCCGGUACUUGAGUGAGUGGAGGCAUGUCCAGAGAGGGGCGACGUGGAAAGCAUCCCUGCAUGUCUGUGAUGGAAGGCCCCCAACCUCAGAGGAGCUGCCCAGCUGCUAUACUGGAGAUGACUGGUCUGGCUGCCCCCUGAAAGAGUUCAUGGACUGCCCCUACAAUCUGGCCAACAACCGCCAGGUGCGCAUGCUCUCUGACCUCACCCUAGUAGGCUGCUACAACCUUUCUGUCAUGCCGGAAAAGCAGAGAAACAAGGUCCUUCUGGAAAGCGCCAAGUCAAACCUGAAGCACAUGGCUUUCUUCGGCCUCACUGAGUUUCAGCGGAAGACCCAGUAUCUGUUUGAGAAGACCUUCAACAUGAACUUUAUCUCGCCGUUUACCCAAUACAAUACCACUAGAGCCUCUAGUGUAGAGAUCAAUGAGGAUAUCCAAAAGCGUAUUGAGGGGCUGAAUUUUCUGGAUAUGGAGUUGUACAGCUAUGCAAAAGACCUCUUUCUGCAAAGGUAUCAGUUUAUGAGGCAGAAAGAGCAUCAGGAGGCCAGGAGGAAGCGCCAGGAGCAACGCAAAUUUCUGAAGGGAAGGUUCCUUCAGACCCAUUUCCAGAGCCAGAGCCAGAGCCAGAAUCCUGGUCAGAAUCAGAGUCAGAACCCAAAUCCCAAUGCGAAUCAGAAUGUGACUCAGAAUCUGAUUCAAAAUCUGACUCAGAACUCGAGUCAGAGUUUGAGUCAGAAGGAGAACCGGUCAAACCGGAAACAGAACGCAGGCCAGGAGCAGAAUGAUAGCAACAGCAGCAGUGGCGCCAGUGACUACAUAGGCAGCGUAGAGAAAUGGCGUUAAGUGGCUCUCAGAGGCGCAUGCUUACUUCUCCCUAAGCGCCGCCCAAACAUGGCAUAUUUUAAAAGAUAAAAAUGUCCUAACACAUCCUGCUUCCUUAAUUUUGGAAGUUAAAAAAAGUUUAGAUGUUGCCUUUACAGUUGCCUUUCAAUGAAAUGUUAUACUGUGCGUGGGUGAAACAAAUCUCCAUGUGUAAUUAAAUUGUCUCUUUUUUUGGUUGGACUAUUUAUGAAAUCCAAAAGCCAAACCAGACUCAAAUAGCUAAAAUUGCUGUUUAGUUAUUUUAAGAAGUUCUUAAAUUAGGAAUGGAGACAAAAUGAAAACAUAAAAUGUGACCAUUUAGCUUAUGGAUAAGAGGUGGACUUUAAAGGAUGUGCAAUACACUGUUAAAAAACCAAUCUUAGAAGCAAACUUUUUUCCCCUGGCUAAACAUAGCAUAAACAUCACAUGAAACACAAAACCUUUUAUUUUCUUCUGAUUUUCACAAGGGAUCUACUUAAACACCUUAACAAUUGAUGAUACAUUUGCCCAACUGUAGACAGUAAAGAAUUCCUCUCUUAAACAUGGGUGGUUUUAUGUAAAAAUAUUUGCCUUUGAAGUAGAACAGGGCUCAUAUCUUAUAAUUUAAGAGAUCUUUAAAAUUUUAAACUUUUUCUACCUGAUACUAUUGAAAGGUUUUAAACAGGGUCUAACUCAUACUAAACAAAGCAUAUUUUUUCCAAAUGAACUAAAUACCAGUGUGAAGAUCUAAUUUUCAGAUGCUUUCAGGGCACUGUAAUUUCAACAAUUCUGGAAUCUUUUUGGCGCUGCUUCUCAUUCACUUUAAGGCUUCUCCGAGUUGUGCUCAUUCCAAAUGAACCCAUGUAUAGAAUCUUCAUCAUCUAAAUGGUGUGUUGCUGAAUUGAUUGUGAUGUAUAAUCCUGGAUUCAAGUCAGGACUUUCUUUCUAUAGAAUUGUCUUAUCAAUGUUUGUGUAGUGAGGUCCCUAUGAAGAAACUCAUGAACAGGAUAAUGUGUCCACAAAUAUUGCUGAAGUGAUUCUUGGUCAGGUAGAAUCAAACCUGAAUGUGAACUGUUACUUACUUUUUGUACAACUUUAUUGUAAUGUUUCCAGUUUGGCUAGCUAUUUCUGGCCCAUUGGUUCUUUUUUUGUGUGUGCUGACAAAUUUGUAGACAACUACAAGAACAAAACAUUGGUAGAACAAGUACUAGGGUGGCCAGAGUUCUUCAGUAACACUAAAAGCUUUCUUGAAACUUUGACACUUUGGGUUAAUCAUUCUACAAGGUUUUUAUUUAUGAAAUAAUAAAAAGAAGAGUUUACUGCAGUGAAGUAGCAGAAACAUACACUUUAAGGAAAGAAAUUUGGUAGUGUAAGUCUAUGGAAAAGUACUUUUAUGCUAUCAAUUAUGAAUUGAGUAUAGCCACAGAAGUAUGAGCUCGGUAGGCUGCCAAACAUCAUGAUUCUGGGUAGUUCCCAUGUUAUAUGGAUUUUGCUACAUUUUCAAAAGAACUUACACCCCCCCAAUCAACCAAAGUGACCAGAAAUGGCAUUUAUGUUUUGAGAAGUGACAUGCUUAAAACUGUGACCAUAAAGUCGUAUCUUGUACAAUCUGCCAACAUGCAUGAUCUAGUUCAUCAGUAAUAAUAUGGCCACAAGCUGAAUAAGGAGCUGAGCAUUUGGGUUUAAGAUGGAUUUUUUCAACUCUGAGCCUGUAUCAGUAUGUCUGGCUUUUGUUUUAUCUGAUAAUAUUGCAAUUCUGGGAAUUCUGAGACCUAAAAAACUGGAAGAAAAUAAACACACACACACACACACACACACACACCUUGAAGUCAAAGUGUUUUAGAGUGAAACUAUUUAGUGUACAUUGUGUUUUUAAAAUAUUCUGUAGAUCACUAUGGUAUUUCAUUUUGUUAUUAUUAAUUGAAAAUGUUUCCUCUUAAAACUGACAAAUAGGAUGAGGCCUGAGCCAAUGGAAAAACUUUGUUACAGAAAAAAAUCUGUGUUAUUACUGUGGUGUGCAUGGUUUGCAGAGAUUAAGUGCUUUUUCUCUGUCUAUACUGACUAUUGUACAUAGGGGGUGUUAUAAAUAUACAUUUUUGUCAUAAUGCAAAUCCCAUAAUUUCACUGUAAACAUCUGCCAAUGGUGUAGCUUUACAGAUCAUCCACUGAUUUUGUGUAAUUUAACAAUAAAUAUGAAAUAAAGUUUAAA
Molecule: messenger RNA, 4400 nt
Organism: Chinchilla lanigera (long-tailed chinchilla)
Lineage: Eukaryota; Metazoa; Chordata; Mammalia; Rodentia; Chinchillidae
Gene: Hs6st2
Product: heparan sulfate 6-O-sulfotransferase 2
Exons: 5
Coding region: 251-2194 (647 amino acids)
Cellular component (GO): membrane
Molecular function (GO): heparan sulfate 6-sulfotransferase activity
Source: RefSeq, a predicted model, not a curated record